AUGGAGAAGGCGGGGCAACGCCAUCUUAUCGGGGUCGGCGGCGGCGGCGGGAAGAAGGCGGGGCCUGCCGCGGCGCCCGCGCUGGGGCUGCAGAAGCAGAACUCGUGGUCGCCGGACAUCGAGCGCGACGAGGCGUGGGAGCGCCGGCGCAGGGGCAUGCGCCGGGGAGGCACGGCGCUGCGGCGCGUGCGGAGCGUCACGGACGACGACCUCGACGAGCUCCGCGGGUGCAUCGAUCUGGGGUUCGGCUUCGAGCCGGCCCCCGCCGGCGCCGGGUCCGGGUGCGCGGCGUGCGGCGGCGCCGGGAGGAACCGCCUCCUGGAGACGCUGCCCGCGCUCGACCUCUACUACGCCGUCCACGCCGGAGCGGGCGGUGGGGAGGGAUUGACGUGCUCUUGCGGUGCCGCGUCGGAGGUCUCCUCCGAGGAGUCUCCGCUCGGCAGCCCCAUGUCCAUACUCUCUCCAGGCGACCCGCCGGAGACGGUAAAGAUGCGGCUGAAGCAGUGGGCGCAGGUGGUUGCGCUGUCCAUGCUGAGCCGCCACUGA
Miscanthus lutarioriparius is the source of this 546-nucleotide messenger RNA. The record is from the annotation of a GenBank genome assembly. Lineage: Eukaryota; Viridiplantae; Streptophyta; Magnoliopsida; Poales; Poaceae.